This is a messenger RNA of Coffea eugenioides, 1127 nucleotides long. RefSeq lists its product as uncharacterized. The record is from RefSeq and is a predicted model, not a curated record. The coding region runs from base 264 to 644 and encodes 126 amino acids. Gene Ontology annotation, cellular component: chloroplast envelope. The transcript has 4 exons. NCBI's taxonomy places the organism in Eukaryota, Viridiplantae, Streptophyta, Magnoliopsida, Gentianales, Rubiaceae.
UCUGGGGCCUCUGCCUCCAACUCUCGCGUUCGCUGUCUAAUUUCUCUUUGGUUCACCCAUUCUUUUUUGCUUUUUGCUCUUUUAUCCAUUAAUUUAUCCCGACUGAAGACGCUUAUCUUCCGUUCUCCUUCAGUCCCACCCCACACUCAUCACUGCAGUUCUUUUCCUCCAAACAACACCUCAUUCUGAGAGCCGCCGCCGCCGCCGGGUGAUACUCUGUUUAAUAUUGGGAGGACUUAAGUUUACUACGUAGUAAUAUAAAGAUGUCUAAAAAGGGUGGAGCAGUGCUGCAAAAAGAUGUGCCCUGGAGGGCCUCAUCCCCUGCAGCCAAGCCCCUCCCCAAAAUCCACCAAUCUCCUCUGCUUCGCCUUCCUCAGACCCCUUAUUCCGAUUAUGCCCUCUCCCUCAUGAAGCACCAAAAUCCAAUUGGAAGCGGGUUAGGGCAGGAGGCUAUAGUGGAAGCUGCGGGUCCAGACUGUAUUGUACCAGGCCAGACUCCGCCCAUUAAAUUACUUGGUCUUAAGGUGUGGCCUAUUGACAUUGACCUGAAGUUUAUGGAACCUGUUGGGCGAGAGCUCCAGUUAGUUGGCAAGUUCAUGGAUUCGGCUGUUGAACUUAUGAACAAGUCCUUUAUUGACCGCUAGUGGUGUUUAGGCUGUGAGAGAGGAUGGGACAUGCCUUAUAAAAGCGAAGCAAACUCCAAGUGUAGUUGGCCCUGUAUUUUUCCCCGUCCAGUUUUGAUUGAUACUCUGGAACUUUUUGUACUGAAGAGGCACAUAUAGUGAAGGAUUUGUGCCUUCUCUCCAUGCACUGUCCACACCCACGCUCCACGGGGUUUCAAACCUGGAUGUCAUGUGGAGCUAUAGAGUUUAAUUUGUAUCUGAACUUGCUCCUCUCGAUGUUUACAUUCUAGUCGAGUUUGUUACUGAAAGAUCGUACCCAAUUCAUUCACUGGUCUAGAAUAUAGAUGUUUUUAGAGUAUGGGGGUAUUAUCACUUCUGGUUGUGGAAAGGAGAUGCUCGUUUAGAGGUUGCGUUAGUUUCUCAAACUCGAUAAUAACGGGGAACAGCAGUAUAUCUUUGUUGUAGAAUGUCAGAACGUGGGAAGAAAACCAAAAUUGCAGUACA